Messenger RNA from Habropoda laboriosa, 3252 nucleotides. RefSeq lists its product as uncharacterized. The record is from RefSeq and is a predicted model, not a curated record. Lineage: Eukaryota; Metazoa; Arthropoda; Insecta; Hymenoptera; Apidae. The coding region runs from base 1 to 3129 and encodes 1042 amino acids. Gene Ontology annotation, molecular function: calcium ion binding. The transcript is spliced from 13 exons.
AUGUGUACCGAGAAAAGUGCGAAUUUGCUGUGGCUCCUUUCUGCCAUAUCGCUUCUUUGUGGAUUUGUCCUGCCGUACGGUCACUGCCAAAACGCGGAGCCGCGGGAACAGUACGGGAGCAGGGAUGUCGCGAGGAAAAUAGGCGAUCUGCGGGACGAACUGCAGGUCGACGAUGUGGAUCAGUCGUAUGUCUGGGAUGCGUCUCUCGAGGGUAAAAAGGCGCUCGAUGAGGACGGCAGCUCUCUCUCGUCUCGGAACGUGGCAGAGGUGCCGGAGACGGAAGCGGAAACGGCGCCUGGGGCUGACGGAAAUAGGGGCAAGGUCUUCGUUCCACCAGAAGGUGCUUCCAACUCAUCUCUUCGGUCAGGUUUGAAUGUCACAGCAUCAACAUCAAUCUCCCGUCGCAAGACAGACGCAGCUAGGCAGCGCAAGAAGCGUCGCAGAAACAAAGAAUCCCGAAGCUCUUCUUCCGACGUGGAUCGACAGCGCGAGACCGCCGACGACACUCGCGAUAACGAGAUCAGAGGCAAGAGAAGCGGCAACCAGGCGAAAAAAUCAAAGGACUCUCCGGCACGGCGGUACCGCGCGGAGCGUCGCCGAAGGAGAAAGAACCGCGAGCGAAAACGCGGUAGAAAGAGGCCGAGACAGAACGGGGAGAAGAACGAGGAGCGCAGAACGUCGAAAUUCAAGAGAAGAAUGAACGACGCACCUGCUGCGUUGCUGCUUGGAAAAAUCGACGAUCACUCGUACGAGGAGGCGGUGUUGAACUCGUCGAACGUAGCCUGGAGAGGUAGCCAGACUCCGAUCAACGACUCCGAUGUCACAUUAUCGUCUAAUCUUCCGGAUCAACUGACCACAGAGCCCACCAAACGGUCCACUCAGACCACGUGGCGUUACAGGAUUUACGAGGACACCGUCGAAAGAGAAUUCUCGAAGCAAUUAGAGAAGGAAAUUUCGAGGACGCAAAUGGAGGAUCCGGCUAGCUUGGAGAACCGUAUCUUGGGCAGCUCUUUGUCGAAGCCUUCUUACAAGAGUACGGAACGCAAGGAGGGCAGUUCAGCCGGUAACUCGAACGAGCCUAAAUUCAGCAAUUCGAGGUACGACGCUGAUAAAAUGCUCGGUUACUCGAAGACAGAAGAGGAUCUGCCGAUUUUGGAGCUGGAGAACGAGGUCCUGGCGAGAACGUUGAGGGAUUACAACGCGUACAUGACGUCGAACUUGAAAUUGUCCGUGUUACAGCGUCACGACGACGUCGAACGAAGGAAAGCCGGUGGAUCGUCGCAUUUUCACGGGAAACCCAUAAUCGAGGGGUCAGAAUUCGACACGGCGAGAGGAAAGAAGAGCACGGAAAUGGCGAACAGCACACCGGCAUCGUACGAGGACGAUACGAAGGGAGAUUUAUCAUGCAUAAACGGAACGUUCGUGCCGGCUCCCCUUGCGCGGCACGCGCUGAUCAAAUAUGUAAAGUCCUCGGUACCAGGCCACGAGUACCUGGAAGCUGACUACGAGUGUGCUCCAGGAUUUUACAUGGUGAGCACAACAAGUAGGUUGCUCUGCAGAAAUCGUCAAUGGAUAGGACAGCUGCCAAAGUGUAAGGUCAAGGAGAAUUUUGAGGGGGUGUGUGCCGGGGCUUCCUGCGAUCACGUGUGCAAGGAAGUCGAUGGACGACCGGUGUGUUCUUGCUACAAAGGGUUCAGGUUGGAGGGUGACAAAUGCCUUGAUGUGAACGAAUGCAAGGAUAACAAGGGAGGUUGCGAGCAUAAGUGUGUGAACACGCCGGGAUCCUUUCGUUGCGAGUGCCCAAAGGGAAUGAAACUAGACGAGGACCGAUUCACGUGCAAGGAUAUCAACGAGUGUCUGUUGAACAACGGACACGGUCCAUGUCAGGGAACGUGUCGGAACACCGUAGGCGGCUAUGAAUGUUCCUGCGACGCUCUGCAGGACACCGUGCUGUCACCCGACAAUCACACGUGUCGGGACGCUGGCCCGUGUAGCGUCAACAACGCUGGAUGCUCCCACACCUGUCUCUCCACGAUGGGCCGGGUAUUUUGUCUCUGUCCCGACGGUUUCAUCCUGGAGGACGACUGGAAGACCUGCCAAGACGUGGACGAGUGCGUCCAACCAGAUUUGCAAACGGAGAUGUGCCGGUAUGGUUGCAUCAACACGCCAGGAUCUUAUCGAUGCGCCGAGCCAAUGGAAUUGAAGGAUCAACCGAUACUGGACAGCUUGUCGAUCACCUGUCUGCCUGGCUACGAGGCCACCCCCGACGGAACUUGUAUCGAUAUCAACGAGUGUACGAUCGACAACGGCGGAUGCUCGGAGGUUUGCGAGAACACAGAUGGAAGCUUCUUCUGCGCGUGUGACGGCGACGAGAAAGCUCUGACUUCCGAUGGAAAAUCAUGCGUGGAUCUAAAUAACGUCUCCUGUCCGCCGUUAAAUCCGGAGGGUCGAGGGUAUUUAAUGUGUUCCCGUUUGACGACACCAAAACCGUGGAGAGGUAGACGAAGAGUGGCCAAUCGACCGGGCACCAAGUGUUUCUUGAAGUGUCCCCAUGGGUACCAGCUUCACGGGGAGUACGAAUUGAGUUGUCGAUCCGAUGGCUCCUGGGAUGGACCGAAACACGGCGAGUGUGUCAGAUACAGCAAACCUCGGUUAGAGUGCCCUAAGGACGUGAUCGCGGAGCUAUCUCCAGGCCGAGACGAGGCGUUCGUGACGUUCGAUCAGCCGUCGACGGAUCUCGAUUGGUUCCGAUACGUUCGAUCGAAACCCUCUUGGGGGACCAGACUCGAGGCGAACCUAACCCCCGGUGUACACGAGAUCACGUUCUUCGCGAGACACCCGGUAUCGAAGAAGCAGGCCAGCUGCGUGUUGCGCAUCAUCGUCAAAGGCGGCGAGGCGCCAAAAGUUAACGAGUGCCCGAACGACAUAGAGGUCAACGGAAGAAACGGGACAGCUAUCACGUGGAUCGAGCCAAUUUUCACGGACAACGUGAAAGUGACCCGGAUUAGGAGCAACGAGAGUCCAGGACGGCGUUUCGACGUCGGCGGCCACAGAAUAGAGUACGAGGCGAGCGAUGAGGCAGGUUGGUCGAGCAAGUGCGUGUUCACCGUGGUCCUCCGUCAGGAGUGAGCGGGUGAAUCGCGGUGAUCAGGUGAGCGCGAUACCACGGAGGAAGUAAGAGGAACGAAAAGGGGUGAUCCAGGUGAAAAGGGGGGCAAAGGUAGCGGGCCGGAAGAGUAGCGAUAAGGUAAU